Molecule: messenger RNA, 859 nt
Organism: Drosophila busckii
Lineage: Eukaryota; Metazoa; Arthropoda; Insecta; Diptera; Drosophilidae
Product: trypsin zeta-like
Exons: 1
Coding region: 1-816 (271 amino acids)
Biological process (GO): proteolysis
Molecular function (GO): serine-type endopeptidase activity
Source: RefSeq, a predicted model, not a curated record
AUGUCGCACGCGCUUGUCCAACGCUAUCUGCUGUGCCUGUGCCUGUUUGGCCUUCUGGCCUUGGGCUGCGCACAGCCGCUGCAGGAUCAUGAGCGCAUUGUGGGCGGCCGCGACACCGACAUCUCCGUCUAUCCACAUCAGAUCUCGCUGCGCCGCAAAGCCAUCACCGCGCCCAGAAAUUCCUUCUCACACAUCUGCGGCGGCUCCAUUGUGGCCGAUAACAUUAUCGUCACUGCGGCGCACUGCAUCAUUGGCUCGGUGCCGAGUCAGUACAAAGUGGUCGGCGGCACCAGUCGCCGCAAUGAGGCCAAGGGCGCUGUGUCGAAUGUGCGCGAGAUCAUUAUGCAUGAGCAGUAUAAUCCCGAUAACUAUGACAACGAUAUAGCGCUGUUGGUGCUGCGUGAGCCGCUGCCGCUCAACAACUUCACCAUGCGCGCCAUUCGGCUGGCCAGCAAGGCCGCUGAGGCUGGUGAAAUCAGCAGCAUUAGCGGCUGGGGCACCAAAGCGCCCGGCGGCUACUCCGCCGAUCAGCUGGUGGCCGCUCAAGUGCCCAUUGUCAGCAACGAGGAUUGCAACAAGGACUACGGCGCGGGCAGAAUAACGAGCGCCAUGUUGUGUGCCGGUUAUCGCGGCACUGGCGGCGUCGAUGCCUGCCAAGGCGACUCCGGCGGACCGCUGAUCAUUGACAAUGAAUUGCACGGCGUUGUCUCCUGGGGCUACAGCUGUGCCCUGCCCUCGCAUCCUGGCGUCUACGCCAGCGUUCAUUACAUGCUGCCCUGGCUGCAAGCCAAAAUCGCUGCAAUUAAUAAGUUGUAAUUAAUACUUUGUGUGGUCAUGUGGCUUUAAAUAAAUUUCAACA